This is a messenger RNA of Dentiscutata heterogama, 327 nucleotides long. NCBI's taxonomy places the organism in Eukaryota, Fungi, Glomeromycota, Glomeromycetes, Diversisporales, Gigasporaceae. The record is from the annotation of a GenBank genome assembly.
AUGGCAUCUCAUCAAACUACCGUUACUACCGUUGGUACCAAAGACAAUGAACUUUGUUCAGUCCAAAAUUGUCAAGAAACUUCUAACGAAGAAUGUCAGAAUGUAAUGGAGAUUCAAGAAAUGCACGUUCGAAAACCUAAAGUUUCUCAAAGUAAUUUCUUUCUGAAUAAGCCUUUUAAUUCUCCUACAGAUAACAUUUUAUCUCCCUGUACCAAGAUGUUACAGGCAAAGAAAGCGAAAAACUGUGAAGGUGCCAAACCCAGAAUUCUCAGUGGAAUUUUUGCCAAAGUGUUGAGAGAAGAACAAAAGAAAAAAGUUCAAGAGUAG